UAACACGCACGUACGCCCCCACACCAAAACAUACACACCGUGUCAUCAUUCCCGCAUCCCGCACGAUGAACUGAGCUACAGGGUCUGAUCUCUCUGCUCCUCGCUCGGCUCAGCAUGGAAUUGGUAAAUCUUCUGCUUUCUGUUGCAGUCACCGCCUGCGCAGUGAAAGUUUCUCUUCAAGGGAAACACCAGCGCAGACUGUACAGGGACCUGAUGACUGACUACAACCCACUGGAGAGACCAGUCUUCAAUGACUCUCAGACUCUCACUGUUCACUUCGGCUUCAGCCUCAUGCAGAUCAUGGAUGUGGAUGAGAAGAACCAGAUUUUGACAACCAACAUCUGGCUACAGCUGUACUGGAAUGAUUAUUACCUCCAGUGGAAUACAUCCGAGUACCCCGGUGUGGCCAAUGUGAGAUUUCCUGACCAUCUCAUUUGGAAGCCAGACAUCCUGCUCUACAACAGUGCAGAUGAAAGAUUUGAUGCUACGUUCCACACCAACAUUUUGGUCAACUCCUCAGGCACCUGUUCCUAUUUACCCCCAGGGAUCUUCAAGAGCACCUGCUACAUUGAUGUGCGCUGGUUCCCCUUUGAUGUCCAAAGAUGUGACCUGAAGUUUGGCUCCUGGACAUAUGGGGGCUGGUCUCUUGACUUAAAGAUGUUGGAAGCAGAUAUCACCGGCUACAUCGCCAAUGGAGAGUGGGAUCUUGUUGAGGUUCCAGGACAGAGGAGUGAGCGUUUCUAUGAUUGCUGCGAGGAGCCCUACCCCGACGUCACCUUCACUGUAGUGAUGCGAAGACGGACCCUCUAUUACGGUCUCAAUCUGCUCAUUCCAUGUGUCUUGAUCUCCACUCUGGCCCUGCUUGUCUUCCUUCUGCCUGCUGACUCUGGCGAGAAGAUCUCACUGGGCAUUACAGUCCUGCUAUCCCUGACUGUCUUUAUGCUACUAGUUGCAGAGAUCAUGCCCGCCACAUCAGACUCAGUACCUUUAAUAGCUGAGUACUUUGCCACUACCAUGGUCAUUGUUGGUCUCUCAGUAGUUGCAACAGUUCUGGUCUUACAGUAUCACCAUCAUGACCCUGAUGGAGGCAAGAUGCCAAAGUGGACUCGUGUCAUCUUACUGAACUGGUGUGCCUGGUUCCUGCGCAUGAAACGUCCAGGUGAGGAGCGAGUGCAUUCAGCCUGUCACAGCAAAGCUCCACGGAGCAGCCUGACCAGCAUGGACCUCAGUACUAGCGCCUCAGCCUUCCAAUCCACCAAUGGCAACCUGCUCUAUGUUGGCAUACGUGGGCUAGAGAGUAUUCACUAUUCUACAGCUGCCAUCUCACCUGACUCUGGGGUCCUCUGUGGCCGGCUGGUUGGACGAGCAGGUGAGGAUGAAAUGCUCCUCCCCACAGGUCAGAGCUCCUCAGUGAGCAGUGUGGAACCAGAACUAACCAAAAUCCUGGAUGAGGUCCGUUAUAUUGCCAAACGCUUCCGUGACCAAGAUGAGGAUGAGUUAGUGUGCAACGAGUGGAAAUUUGCAGCGUCUGUUAUUGACAGGCUUUGUCUCAUGACUUUCUCGCUUUUCACUAUCCUCUGCACCAUUGGGAUUCUCAUGUCAGCACCCAACUUUGUAGAGGCCAUUUCCAAAGACUUUUUCACUUGAGAAAUUAAUCAGGAAAUAAAUGCUUUAACAAAAAUAAGUCAGUCAUUCUUAUCACAGAGCAAGCAGUCAUGGGUCCGUAAUUUGGAUAGGGUUAGUUCUGCUAGUGUAGGACUCGUAUAUCACCAAGUAUUUAACUACUUAAAGCAAAGUCAAACUUAGGACUUCGGGCACUUUAUUCAGACAAAAAAAUAAAUUAUAAUGUGUGAAUAGUUGAAUUUAUGGCUUACACUGUGGUGGUGAAAAUUACCAACUUUUGCCUUUUAUAUCACAUACUGUAGCCUAAUGGCAUACUAAAAGACUGCAUCUACUUUUGUUCUUCUUGUACUAUUUUAAAAUGACUAAUAGUGUUAAGUGGUGUAAUUGCUAACCUACAAAGUAUGCAACUGUGAUUUGUUAUGUGAUGUUACUUGUGUAUUAUUGUUCAUGACCAUGUAUCUAGAAAGUCCGCACUAAAACAAUUCCAUAUACAGAACAAAACAACUACAUUAUCUCUUAUUGAAAUGUAUAUGUUGUCUCACAUGAAUACUCAUAUAUACACAUAAGUUAUGUGAUGUUAUAUAUUACUUUGCAUAAGUACGAAUUAUUGUUGAUUAUUGUAAUAAGCAACCAAACACCUCAAUUUAACAAGGUUCUUACUUAGUCUUAUUGUUUCCUACUUGUUUUUACUAUAACAUUUUGCGAUAAUUAAAGA
Messenger RNA from Monopterus albus (swamp eel), 2338 nucleotides. It is a transcript of the gene chrna7a, whose product is annotated as cholinergic receptor, nicotinic, alpha 7a (neuronal). Gene Ontology annotation, biological process: monoatomic ion transmembrane transport. The coding region runs from base 115 to 1647 and encodes 510 amino acids. Gene Ontology annotation, molecular function: acetylcholine-gated monoatomic cation-selective channel activity; transmembrane signaling receptor activity. The transcript has 10 exons. Gene Ontology annotation, cellular component: postsynaptic membrane. Lineage: Eukaryota; Metazoa; Chordata; Actinopteri; Synbranchiformes; Synbranchidae. The record is from RefSeq and is a predicted model, not a curated record.